AUGCGUCUUCAUAAAAUUCAUCGAUUCGCGUUUUUCGUUUCUUCAGCGCUCGUGUUGUUCCUGGUUGGAUUACCUUCUCUCGGAGUUGGGAUUUUAUUUUCUGUUCAAUCGGAGUUGGAAGGGUUUUAUACAAUUACAAAUUCCUAUUCUUCUGUUUGGAUUUUAGUGAUUUGUUUUAUUUAUUGCGUGCUGGUGUUAUUGGAUGGGUUCUCUGAUGUAUUGAUAAAAUCAUGCUUGGACAGUAGGAAUAUGCAAAAGCAAUUUCCUUCGCUAACUUGUUUUUUAAUAUUGAGAUGUCUCUUAUCCUCAUUGAUGAUAAUUAUUGGAUUUAUAGCAUUUAUUACUUAUGCUUGCGUUGCGGAGGUUGAAUACGUGGCAGGUAUUUGCUCUUUAGGAUUGAUUGCGCUUGGGUUUUUAAGUCUUGUGAUGAAUGUUUUCAAAUACAAAUGGGUCAAACUGAGAGGUACCUCUGAAAUAUUUCAUUAUGAUAAAUUAUUAAGACCUCGAUCUUCACGAUCGGAAGAAGAUGAUGGAUUUUUAGAUUAUAGAACAAAUGCUAGGUAUUAUCGACAUGAAUAUGAAAAUAGUACUUAUUACGAUGAAGAAUUGAGAGAUCAUGCAAAUGUUGGAUUAAUGAGACGACACUCAAAAUCAUCUCUCAAUAAUGAAUCUAAUUCUAUGGUUGAAAAGAUUAAGGAAAGUUUGAAAGCAACAAAAUAUUGCAUAUUCAACACGAUAUGCAAAUCAAUAUUUUGCGUGUUACUAUUCGUACUUCCAUUCGCACUUUCUGUAGCAUUCCUUUAUCAAUCUUUUGGUUAUGCAGUGGAUGAAGUCAUGCCUGCAGGAAAACUUGUCACAAUUACAAAUCCUAAGGAUGGUAGUUCAUACAGAAUUCAUAUGGACUGCAAAGGCACUCCAACCAAUAAUUAUCCAACAAUCGUAGUGGAUUCCGGCCUUGGAGUUUCUUCGUCAUCCAUUUAUUGGUCUACGAUUCAAAACGAAAUUUCCAAGUACACGAAAUUUUGUGUUUAUGAUAGAGCUGGUUACUCAUUUAGUGAUUCCGGAUAUUCUCCUCGAACGUCACAACAAAUUGUGAACGAAUUGGACCAUCUCUUAACAACAAACAAUAUAACUGAGAAACUACUUUUAAUUGGACACUCCUUUGGAGGAAUGAACAUGCGUCUCUUUACUUCCAUUUUUCCAGAAAAGGUUUCUGGCCUCAUUCUCAUUGAUCCAUCUCAUGAAAAUCAAACCAUUGCCUUUCGAUUGGCACAAGACAAGAGCAUCGACCCUCAGACAAUAGCCAAUGAUUUAGCAAAAGAGAAUUUUUAUUUAAAUACUGGAAGAAUUUUAGCUCCGUUAGGAUCGCUCCGUUUGACAGCAUUGAUUCAGCCUGAUCGAGUUCUAAAUCCCUUUAAUAAGGAAAAUCUUACUGCCAAUGACUGGAAAAUACUUCGAUUUUCAACACUUUCCAAUAAGUACUCGAAUGUGAUUUAUUCGGAAGGUUCUCACUUUGCUACAACCUCCGCACAACAAGUUCUCGCAAACAAGAAGAGCUUUGGAAACUUGCCCCUCAUGAUUUUAACAGCAGGUGCCAGCAUUAAUGGCACGUGCGCCCAAAAUCACUUUUCAGAUGACUCCCAAGAAUGCAAGGAUCAUUUGAAAUACAUGGCGAGUAAUGCACAAGUGAUUGAAGAGUUGGCCAAAGACGUUCUAAAAUUGUCAUCUCAAUCCGAAUGGAAAAUAAUUUGGAAUGCAUCUCAUAAUAUUGCGAUCGAUAAUCCCGAAGCAGUCAUUGAAAAUAUUAAGGGAAUGCUUGAUAAAUCGAAAAUCCAAUAA
This is a messenger RNA of Naegleria fowleri, 1839 nucleotides long. RefSeq lists its product as uncharacterized. The record is from RefSeq and is a predicted model, not a curated record. The transcript is spliced from 4 exons. The coding region runs from base 1 to 1839 and encodes 612 amino acids. Lineage: Eukaryota; Heterolobosea; Eutetramitea; Acrasida; Naegleriidae.